Messenger RNA from Alligator mississippiensis (American alligator), 7522 nucleotides. RefSeq names its product zinc finger protein 345. Gene Ontology annotation, biological process: negative regulation of transcription by RNA polymerase II. The transcript has 5 exons. Gene Ontology annotation, molecular function: DNA-binding transcription repressor activity, RNA polymerase II-specific; RNA polymerase II cis-regulatory region sequence-specific DNA binding. The coding region runs from base 819 to 4031 and encodes 1070 amino acids. Gene Ontology annotation, cellular component: nucleus. The record is from RefSeq and is a predicted model, not a curated record. Lineage: Eukaryota; Metazoa; Chordata; Crocodylia; Alligatoridae.
AUUGCAAAACCUGUUUGUACAGAAAAGAGCAACUCCUUUUUUUAACUUGUUCAAAGCCAAAUCAGUUCCAAAUGCAACUGUGCAAAGCCCAAGGGUCAAGUUCCAAAAUUCGACUGUGCAGAGCUCAAUUGUGAAGUUUGUGUGGCUCUACCGCAAGGCAAGUAUCCCCCAUCCCAGACCCAUCAGUCUGGGGUUUGCAUACUCCCCAAAUUCAGGCAGGCAUCAUAUAUGCAAGCCCAAGGCCUGGAGGCCUUUGGGUCUGGAUACCCCAGUCUCACUUGAUCUUAGCUAAAGAGGAGGGGCCACAUCCUGCCUAUGCCUAGUGUUUUUCCUCCUGUCCUUCUCCAUCACUUGGAGCCCUGGGUUUACCCUGGGAUCCCAGAUCUCAACUAAAAGCAGCAGUAUGAAAGCCUGCUCUGCCCCCAAUCCACUCUCAGCCACACACAGAGAAAAAAGAGCAGCUUCACUUGCUCUCAGCAAGAAUCAGAGCCUCUGAUGCCUGCAGCAGUGUUGCUAGGCAGCUGUGAAACAGCUGGGCGUCUAGCUUGACUUGUCUCAUUGAUUCCUGUCGCCAGAGGGCUCUGCUUGUAGCUGAGGAAGAGGAGGCUGCUAUUACUCUCUUCUCAGGAUAUUGGGAGUUUAGCUUCCUGGGUCACAGGCUGCUGCUGCUGCCUCCUCCAUUGUGAUUUCUGGACUGAACAGCUGCUUUUCCCUCAGCAGGGUUUGGGCCAGGAGAGACCUUCAUUAAAGCCCCUUUGUGCCCAGCCAAGUGGGGGGGGACUUUCUCCAGUGGCUGGAACCAGCCCCAGAUCUCUCCCAUGGAGCAGGAGGAGGAAGUGGAUGCCUUGGAUGCAGAGGAAAAGAAGUACAAGGGGGAUGCUUGCACAGCAGCUGACUGUGUGGUGAGUGAAAAGGAGAAUUGUCUGCAGGAAGCAGAACUACAUGCUCCAUUACUGGAGAGAUUUGAGAGGGAUGAUCCCCAGAGCCUAGAGCAAGUGGGGGCCUGUGAGAAUCGAUCCAAGCCAGAAGGGCAGAAAAGCCUUACCAUAGAAAAGCCAAAGAGCAAAACCACUUCCCCUGGCAAAGCUAAGGGUAUCAAAGAGAAUCAGAGAAUCCAGGCAGGGGAAGAACCCCAUAAGUGCCCUGAGUGUGGGCAAAGCUUCAGUGAGAGCUCAGACCUCCGCGUACAUCAGAGACUGCAUGCUGGAGAUAAGCCCUAUAAAUGCAUGGAGUGCGGGAAAAUUUUCAACAGGAGAUCCUUCCUGAUCACACACCAGAGAAUUCACACUGGAGAGAAACCCUACAAGUGCCCCGACUGUGGGAAGAGCUUUCGUGUCAGGUCUACCCUGAUUAAACAUAAGAGAAUCCAUACAGGGGAAAAACCCUACAAAUGCCACGACUGUGGGAAAAACUUCCGCCUCAGCUCCACGCUAAGCACGCACCGGAAAAUCCACACGGGAGAGAAGCCCUAUGAAUGCCUGGUGUGUGGGAAGAGCUUCCGAGUGAGCUCCUACCUUCUUGCCCAUGAGGCAACACACAGUGCAGAUAACCCCUUUAAAUGCCCCGACUGUGGGAAACACUUCAGCGUGAGCCGGGAUCUCAUUGUGCACCAGAGAAUCCACACGGGAGAGAGACCCUUUAAAUGUACAGACUGUGGGAAAACCUUUAACCGGCGAUCGACCCUCAUAGUGCAUCAAAGAAUCCACACAGGAGAGAAGCCCUAUAAAUGCCCUGACUGUGGGAAAAGCUUCAUUGUGAGUUCAGAUCUCAUUGCACAUCAGAGAAUCCACACGGGGGAGAAACCCUACCACUGCCUGGACUGCGGGAAGAGCUUUCGCCUGAGCUCACACCUCACCCGACACCAGAGAAGCCACACUGGAGAGAGACCCUAUAAGUGCCUGGUCUGUGGGGAAAGUUACACUGACAGCUCAGGCCUUAUUAAACACAAACGGAUCCAUACAGGAGAGAAACAGAGGCCAGUAAUGGUUACACCGCAGGGAACCCACACGGGAGAGGGACGUUAUAAAUGCCUGGUCUGCGGGAAAACCUUCACUGUGAAGUCAGCACUUAUAAAACACAAGACCAUGCACACAGGGGAGAAACCCUAUAAAUGUCCCGAGUGUGAGAAAAGCUUCAGCCACAGCUCAGCUCUCAUGAAACAUCAGAGAAUCCACACGGGCGAGAGACCUUUUAAAUGCCCUGACUGCGGCAAGAGGUACAACGACAGCUCAACCCUGAGGAGACACCGGAGAACGCACACAGAAGACCGACCUUAUAAAUGCCCCGACUGUGGGGAGCGCUUCUGUAUGAACUCUGCCCUUGUAAGACACCAGCGGGUCCAUACAGAAGAGAGGCCCUAUAAGUGCCCUGAAUGUGGGAAGAGCUUCCAGUCCAACUCUCUGCUCGUCACACACCAAAGAAUCCACACGGGCGAGAAGCCCUAUGCCUGCCCCGGGAGAGGAAAGAGCUUCAGUGUGAGGUCAACCCUUAUUAAGCAUCAAAGAAGCCACACAGGCGAGCGACCGUAUAAAUGCCUGGACUGUGGGAAGAGUUUCAGUGACAGCUCAGCCUUUAUUAAACACAAGAGAAUCCACACAGGAGAGAGGCCCUAUACCUGCAGCGAAUGUGGGCAGAGGUUCAGUGUGAGCUCUGACCUCAUUGUCCACCAGAGGAUCCACACAGGGGAGAAACCCUACAAGUGCCCCGACUGUGGGAAGAGCUUUGGUCUGAGCUCGCACCUCACCCGGCAUCAGAGGAUCCACACAGGAGAAAGACCCUACACGUGCCCUGACUGUGGGAAGAGCUUCCGCCUGAGCUCUACCCUCAUCACCCACCGCAAGAUCCACACCUCCGAGAAACCCUACCAGUGCCCCAAGUGUGAGAAGAGCUUCAGGGUGAGUUCCUACCUCCUCACCCACGAGCGGACCCACACCGCUGAUAAACCCUACAAAUGCCCUGACUGCGGGAAGAGCUUUGGGGUGAGCUCGGCCCUGAUCAAACACCAGACCAUCCACACGGCAGAGCGGCCCUUUAAAUGCAGCGACUGUGGGAAGAGCUUCAAUCGGCGGUCGGUUCUGAUCACGCAUCAACGGAUCCACACCGGAGAGAAGCCGUAUGUGUGCCACGACUGUGGGAAGAGCUUCAUUCGCCGUUCGGACCUCACAGCCCACCAGAGAGUCCAUACCGGGGAGAGGCCCUUUAAAUGCCCCGACUGUGGGAAGGGCUUUGGCAUGAACUCAGCCCUGGUUAAACACCAGAGAGUCCACACAGGGGAGAGACCCUACCAGUGCCUGGAGUGUGGGAAGGGCUUCAAGCAGAAGCCUGCCCUUGUUACCCAUCAGGGAAUCCACACAGGGGAAGGGCCUCAUAAAUGCGCUGACUGUGGGAAAAGCUUCAGUGUAAACUCUGCUCUGAUGGUUCACAGGAGAACACACACUGGGGAGAAGCCUUACACAUGCCCCAGCUGUGGGAAGAGCUUCAGUGACAGCUCAGGCCUCAUUAAGCAUCAGAGGAGCCACACAGGAGAGAGACCUUACAAGUGCCCUGACUGCGGGAAGAGCUACGGGGACAGCUCAGCGUUCAUCAAGCACAAGACCCUGCACACAGGAGAGAAACCCUACAGAUGUCCUGACUGUGGAAAGAGCUUUAGUCACAGCUCAGCCCUCAUGAAACAUCAAAGGAUCCACACAGGGGAGAGACCCUUCAAGUGCCCUGAGUGCGGGACACGCUUCACGGACAGCUCAGCCCUUCGGAGACACCGGAGAAUCCACACAGACGACAGGCCCCAUAAAUGUCCUGACUGCGGGAAGCGCUUCCGAGUGAACUCAGCCCUGGUCAAACACCAGCGAUUCCACAUGCAGGAGAGGCCCUGCAAGUGCAGUGAGUGCGGGAAAAGCUUCCAGUCCAAGUCACUUCUUCUCACGCACCAGAGAACCCACACAGGGGAGAAGCCCUACAGAUGCCUAAACUGUGGGAAAAGUUUCCGUCAGAGCUCACAUCUUAUCAGGCACCAGAGAAUCCACAUGGGGUAGACCAGGGUGACCAAAUGGUGGCAUGCAUGCCACAAGCAGCACUGGCAUUAGCUCCACUCUCCUUUAUUGACGUGAAAUGUGGGUGACCUACUGUCAUCUCAAGAGCUUGAAGAGACAAUUGCCUCUGGAAAAUUCUCCACAUCAAGUAGAAAGAUCACUUCACAAAUGACUGCAUCUUUGCUAAGCCAACGUUACCAGCAUGAAGUCAGAGAUCCUCAAGCACCAAGUUUGCUGGACCAGACAUUGUGUGUGGAUGCUUGACUCUUGACUCCCAAACCAAGUGCUUUACUUCCAGCUUGGUUAUGGGCUGAAAUUUGGAAACAUUAUGAGGACAUAUUGAAGGCAGGCCUUAAAAAAACAGACACUAACAUCAAGAGCUGGGAGAAGCUGGCUGCUAACCGACUCCAAUUGUACUGCAACUUUGACCAAGCAGCAGUCCAUUUUGAAGUAAAGCAUCUUGCCCUUGAAGCAAAGAAGAGAGAACAGAGGAAGGAAAAGGAGAGGAAUCCCAACCUACAGCCUACUCUCCCCUACAGAAAGACCUACAAUUACUGUGGAUGGAUCUGUGGCUCAAGGACUGGACUCUUAAGUCACAUCAAGACAUGUGAACGAGCUGUGGUAGAGAUCAUCCUCAAAUUGGGGGAUUGCUGAUGGUGGCAUGGGCGGCCUCUGUGUACAGCACAUGGCAGAUUGGGGAGGGGGCAGGCAGCACAGCAGCAUAUUAGGCAGGGAACAGAAAGCAAAGCAUCAGAUCAGACAGGAGACACAGGGCAGGCAACAGAAAGCAGAGCAGCAGAUUGGACAGGGCAAGGGGGACUGGAGUGGCACUUGGAGGAGGGUGUAGGGUUAGUUUGUGACACACCUAAGAAAAAGGUUGAUCCUCACUGGGAUAGACAGUCACAAGGGGAAUUUCCCCCCUAUUUUCCUGGUUGUGCUUCAUUCUGUCAUCAAGGGAUGUGAUCCAUGGCUGGCUGGAGGUGAGCCCUGGGACACUUGAUGGUGGGUGAUGGAGAUGGGUAGAGGAAUAAAGUUGUGUUGUUGCUGGAUGGUCAUAACCCCUGGAGCUGGAGCCUGGGUGCAGGUGGGAGGGUUAUUUUCACAUUUAGAGGUGAACAAGAAGGGAAUAAAUGCCUUGAAGGUACGAGUUUUCCAUUAACAGCACUCACAUGCCAUCCAAUUUCCAUGCAACUCUUGCUCUGCUGCAAAACCUCCACAGCAACCUCAGUGCUAGUAAUUAUUGCCACACAUAUGAUGAGUUCCUCACUGAAGAGGAAAGGGAGAUUCAACCAGAUCCCUUUGGGGAAUCAGUCUCUUCUCCACUUGAGUCUUCUUGUGAGCUUUGCUCUCAUUGGGCACUAGAAAAGAAAGUUCAGAGCCUGAGGAGACACUGGCAUGCUUCCUAUUCUUCCCCUGGGUUAACUUGGUGUGUACUGAACACGCGGUAGUGGGGGGACAGACUAGUGGUAAAGUGCAGACUCUAACUCUUCUGUUCUAAACACAUUGAAGGGCUGGAGGGUAUUUCUGGAAUGUGUCAAAAUCGACUAGUGGUUUUUGAGAAGAUGACUUUUCUGAAAGCCUCCUUUACAUUUUUGGGAGGUGCACAAACUCAAGGCCAUAAAUGAAAUUAAAGAGUUGGUUUACAUGCUUGAGCAGUUCUCAUCUCUCACAGAGCUUUUUGAGGCCUGGCUCCUGUCUGGGAUAUUCACUUUCAUCUGAUAACAUCCCAGUGAGAGGAAUGGGCCUGUUCACACCCAUCUGGUUGCUUCCACUGCAGACAAAAUGGGAUGUACUGACUCUGGGGUUCUCCUUUCUUUCUCCCAUACUGCCUCCUAUGAAUUGUUGUCUUCUUUUCUUCCUCCCCACGGCCCUUCCCGCUCUGCUAGGGGGAAGCAAGAUGUAAGGAAUCAUCCAUCAGGACAUGUUUUCUGUACUUAGUAUGUUUUCUUGAACUCCAGGGCUACAGCCUCCCCCCAUCUCCAUAUUGUCAAAGUUGAUAGCACAUGUGACAUCUAGCAUAUGAUUUAUCUAGUUGAUAAGGGGUUGAUCUAGAUGAUAGCACAUGUUGAUAAAGGGCAUAUCUACCAUGCCUUCUGCCUGUUUUACUUUUGACAUUCCUAGUCAUGUUGACUCAGGCAUUUCCAGUAAUGUUGACUGGAGAUGCCUGUAGUAAGUUAUGAAGCACGUAUUUUAGAUUCAUUGGGUUGGAAGAGACCUCAAAAGUCAUCCAGUCUAGUCCCCUGCGCAAAUGCAGGAAUGUAUUUCUUGAUUAGGUGAUUAUGUUGUUUCCUGUAUGAAUAUAUCAUAUUGAUUCAGUGUCAGGAAAUGGACCAUAGGUGGGACAGAUGAAUCUGGAUAUGUCUUCCUCACAAAUAACUGAUGGACAGUUUCAUCAAUUUGAGUCAUAUGAGGUGCUGGCUACAUCUUGGGCUUGCUAAAUAGGUUUCUCCAUGAAUGUCUCAGCCUCUGUAAGGAAGGAGGAAAUCAAAGGACUGGCUGGGUUAAUGUCAUACAUGGUUGCUCACGGAGUUGGGUGGUUCAGGGAGGAACUGAGAUAAAGAUGCUUAUGCAUCAGUCCCAUGGCCAGACUACAUAGGUUAUAAAGUCUGAGGUAAGAUAGAAUUAUAGAAAAUUAGGGUUAGAAGGGACCUUAGGAGGUCAUCUAGUCCAACCCCUGCUCAAAGCAGGACCACCGCCAACUAUUUCAUCCCACAUAGAUAGGCCUAUGUACACAUGCCUACAAACUUUCACUUUUUUUUCUCUUGCAAAGGCGGGUGCCUUUUAAAUUCUACUUGGUUGCAAGAAAGUUGUUUGGGGUCACUGUGUUCAUCAUAGAUCACAGCUCUGGAAGACAAGAACUAAAGGGAGCCAAAUGCAUGCAAAGCAGAAGAGCAGCUGCAGUUGGUGCAUAGCGCUUUGUAGCCUGGGGACCCACACUAAGAAUGAGAGAAGUUUGGGAUUCCACCUGGGGAGAGGUGAAGGUGCAGGGUGCACUAUCAGAGCUGGUAGAGGAGUCAGUGGGAUAGCUAGUCUUGCAUGGUAACCAGUACCUAAUGGGAUAGAUAAGUGUGGUGAGACUUCUAAGAGUCUGUCAUAUAUUUAUCUGUCUACAGUAUGAGUUUGUUUUAAAUUGACAGAGAGUAGAAAAAUGAAGAAUUCCUUUUAAGCACCUUUCUUUACCUGUCAUUUGAUAUUUGUGUGUGCCAGAAGCCUCAAAGUAAGGGAUGUGUGCGACGUUGAGUAGAUGCUGCACCACGUAUGUCAUACCUGGGUUGAUUUGACUAGUUCUUUGAACUACCUCACCUGAGAAGCUUCUUGACUUGAUUGUAGAUUACAGGAUAAAUUUUUAUUCAGGGUUUGUUGUGACUAUUAAUAAUUCUGCAUGUAAUCAGGAAACUCGUAUUUGUUGCCUUAUCCUGUUUCCUUUAAACUACAUAGUCUGUACUAAGAGGUCAUGUAUUCAUUUGAUUGUGAAGAUAUUCUUUCAAAAACUU